AUGGCUCCAAGCAAUAACGACCCAAGCAUUGGUGGAGAGCUCACAAUCUGUGGCAUCGACCCGGCUCAUUAUGAGGGAACCAUCGCAUGGGUACCUCUUAUAGCCGAAAGAUUGUGGCGGAUUCAAUUAGGACCAGUAUAUACCAGAGGAAUGACGUUAACUACUGGUGGACAAGAAGCCAUUGUUGACACUGGAGUUUCCACUAUAACUGCACCAAUGAGUAUUGUGCAACAGAUCCAAAAUCUAACCGGAGCCAAAACAAACUCAGAAGGUGCAUAUGAAAUCGACUGUAAAAACAUCUCCACUUUGCCAACAAUUGUUUUCACCCUCGAUGAACAGGACUUUGUUCUUGAAGGACAAGACUAUGUUGUACAGGUAUUGACUAAAUGUUAA
Molecule: messenger RNA, 393 nt
Organism: Haemonchus placei
Lineage: Eukaryota; Metazoa; Nematoda; Chromadorea; Rhabditida; Trichostrongylidae
Source: the annotation of a GenBank genome assembly